AUGCUCGCCGAGACUGAGAGUAUCUCCUCGCUGUCUCCGCCACCGGAAGAGGUCGCGGCCUCGCCCGUAAAGAGAUACGCCGAAGCUAAGCGCGCACAGACGAAGCCAUGUCCAGUCUGCGACGAAGUCAUCCCCGUACGGCUUUUGGGCGCGCACGCAGUGCUAGAGUUGCAGAGGGUGGAGGAUAUUCUAGGCAACAUGAGCUCCAUGGAGGCUGUAGAAGUGAAUGAGGAGGGGCUUGAUUCUCGAUCUCGGCGGUCAUUCCUGAAAGCCCGCAAGUCUCUUAGUGCCCUGUCCUCCGCCCCCUCUACCAGCACAACCGACAUCCUGGUCCAAACGACCAAGACCCUCCACACGAUCAUGAAACGCCGCAAACAACGGCACACCAAGCUGCGUGAGAUGACCCGGGAGGAAGAGGACAGCCAUUUCAGCAGGAGGACCACGGGACGAGGAGAGGGGGUGUGUCCGGUAUGUCUCCAGGUCAUCAAGGGUGACCCAGAUGUGGUAGAGGCGCAUGUGGACUCGUGUCUGGCACAUGCUAAUCGGGUCUUGGAGGAGACUCAGAGGGAAGAGAGACGGAGGGCGAGGGUAGGCGCUGGUUUCUCGACCCUCGACCGGAAUCAGCAAGACGUUGACGAGGAUAUCGACGUCGACGGGGAUGACGCUGGAGUAUUCGGUGACGCCCAGUUCACAGAGGGAGACGUCCUCGGCGAAUCGUUGGAAGUAGACGUGGAAGCGCACGACGAAGCCGAUGGGGAAGGUACACACGAGCGCAAAACCCUGCGAGCCUUGGUGGCCGAGGGCAAAGUGGUCCGGAGGCUCGCAACUGGGAGUACGGGCGUGGAUGGGCUGAAGGCCGAGAUGGAAGAGGUUAUGGGCGUCGGCGAGACGGACCUCAUGGACCUUGCGAUAACUUUGGCGAGGAAGAAGGGCGACGCGUCGGCUUUGGUUGUUGCGCUGGAAAACAAGGUGAAGCAGCUGGAAUCGAUGCGAGUUUCGUCCUCGACAACUUUAUUAUGCCGUAUCUGCUUGGACCCAUACACAGAGCCAACUGUCAGUACCGGAUGCUGGCAUACCUGCUGUCGGGAAUGCUGGCUGCGGUGUCUGGGCUCCACGAAACUCUGUCCGAUGUGCAAGAGGAUCACUGCUGCCACGGAAUUGAGGAGGGUCUACUUAUGA
Gloeophyllum trabeum ATCC 11539 is the source of this 1179-nucleotide messenger RNA. RefSeq lists its product as uncharacterized. Gene Ontology annotation, biological process: protein ubiquitination. The transcript has 5 exons. Gene Ontology annotation, molecular function: ubiquitin protein ligase activity. NCBI's taxonomy places the organism in Eukaryota, Fungi, Basidiomycota, Agaricomycetes, Gloeophyllales, Gloeophyllaceae. The record is from RefSeq and is a predicted model, not a curated record. Bases 1 to 1179 code for a protein of 392 amino acids.